Echinops telfairi (small Madagascar hedgehog) is the source of this 3315-nucleotide messenger RNA. It is a transcript of the gene NCMAP, whose product is annotated as non-compact myelin associated protein. NCBI's taxonomy places the organism in Eukaryota, Metazoa, Chordata, Mammalia, Afrosoricida, Tenrecidae. Gene Ontology annotation, cellular component: paranode region of axon; Schmidt-Lanterman incisure; plasma membrane. Bases 48 to 356 code for a protein of 102 amino acids. Gene Ontology annotation, biological process: peripheral nervous system myelin formation; regulation of myelination. Gene Ontology annotation, molecular function: structural constituent of myelin sheath. The record is from RefSeq and is a predicted model, not a curated record. The transcript is spliced from 4 exons.
AUCUGCAAUCUGCACCUCUGUUCUGUCUUUCAAAGAAACGGAUCGAGAUGACCACAGUCACCCCUUUGGGGGCUACCACCUUUUUCUCAUUGAACAUGACCACCAGGGGAGAAGACUUCCUGUAUAAGAGUUCGGGCGCCAUCGUCGCUGCCAUUGUGGUGGUUGUCAUUGUCAUCUUCACCGUGGUUCUGAUCCUGCUGAAGAUGUACAACAGGAAAAUGAGGACCAGGCGAGAACUGGAGCCCAAGGGCCCCAAGCCAGCCUCCUCUUCUGCCCUGAGCCCAAACAACAACAACAGCCAACAGCCUGCCACUGUAACCUUCACCCCUGUUGAUGUCCACAUGGAGAACCGAUGACGACACCGCCAUCACCACCACAUUACCUGUGCUCUCUCAGCCACUGUCCCAAGAGCAUUCUCCAGAAUCAAGACCAAGAAGCACAUUUCUCCUCUGGCUGCUUCACCUUAGUUCUUCCAGUCACGUCAAAGGAAGCAUCUUUGUCUGCGGUCUCUGAUGCUUCCUUCAUGCAACCCUGGGUGCCAUCCCGCUCUGCCACCCCACCCAUACCCAUAUCCCUGCUUUCCUCCUCCCAGAAAGCGACAGGACUUUGUUUUGUCAUCUGAUAAGGUAGAGCUAUGUUGGAAAUCCACUGAGAAGGGUUUGGGUUUCUCUCCCCGCACACAGCAUUGCUAGACAGACAGACAGACAUAUAGCUCAGGGGUCUUAUGGCCAGGUGCUUGGUGUCAAGGUUUGCUUCUGAGAACCUCACAAUAGGGUCUGCCCCUGGAGUCAUCUCAGAAUCGGCAUCAAACCCACAGCUUUGUAGCAAAAUAUUCAAUCCCAACACCAGGCAAAGGGGAAUUUGUUUUGACUAACUUGGCAGAAAACCUUUCUUUUCCAGUUGUAAGGGACCACUGGUUAGCUCCUAAUAACUGGUCAGCUUGUUUCCCUCCUUAAGAGGAGUUACAGGAAAGCCUGAGUUCUCAAAAGGUUUCUACUUCACUUGUAUAGGGAGCAAAACCUCACUGCCAUCGAUCGGUUGAUUCCAACUCAUCUAUUCCUACGGAGUCAGAGUGAAAGGACCGUGAGCAAUAACUGCCUUUGGUUGAGUGUGCUGCUGGAGCAAUCCUGAUGGCUGGUCAGGGCUCCUCAACGACAGGGCUGAGCAACCCUGACCCUGUUCCAGUUCUUGGUCCCAAAGAGCGGAAUUCCAACAGCCCGACUCUCCUGUGAACACUUUCCCCCCACUGACCAGUAUUUGGAGACUGAUUAUAACUCUGUUUGUCACCUGUGCCCUUCCAGGUCACCUUGCGGAGAUUCAAGGAAUAUUGAACGCACCACACAAGCUUCACAAACCAUUUCUCUGUAUGGAGCUGAUCUCUGACUCUUUAGCCUGGAAAGCCAUCUACUGACAGGGAAAAACAAUUUGAAAACAGGAAGACCCUCUUCCUUCUUGUGUGGCCUGGGAAAAGUGAUCCGUUUCCUAGCCCUUCAGAGACAUAGUAACAGACUUCUCCUAGUGUUUGAUACCUGUAGUUAAGGGCAGUCAAUACUGACUCAUAUCAACGCUAUCGAACAGAGUAGGGCUGCCCUGUAGAGUUGUCUAAUCUUUAUGGGAGAAGCCCUGGCAACGCAGUGGUUCAGUGUUCCAUUGCUAACCCAAAGGUCAGUGGUAUGACCCCACCAGCAGCUCCAGGGGAGGAAGAUGUGGCAGGCAGCAUCGGUAAAGGUGCAGGUAUUAUGUGCCAAAUAAAGGAGCCCCAUGGGAUGGUUCUGCCUGGGUCUGAGUCAGAAGUCGUUUGACCACAGGCAGCAGCAGUAACAGCCUUUACAGGAACACAUCACAGGGCUUUUCUUCUAGGCAGCAGCUGGUGGGUUUGAACCACUGACCUUUGAGUUAACAGCACUUAAUCAUUGAGUGCCGGGGGCUCCUUUGCUUGGCACAUAAUAGCUGUAUAAAAAGAGGGAGCCAGCCAGCAUGCUCCUGAAAUGAGGAUGUAUCCUAUAAUUAAUAGGUCUGUUGAUGUCAUUUUUAGAUCAAUUGUGCAUCUUACAAUUGGUGGCCUCUCAGAAGCAAGGAAAUAAUAAAUCCUUCUGUUACAGAAAGUGAUGUGCUCUGCUUUUUAACCUCAAGUUGAUGGGAGUCUCUCUCCCUUUUGUGGCUAGAAAUCCCUUUUGAGGGGAAAUCGAGGCUCAGAAAGGAAGGAGACAUGUCCCAGGCCACCCAGAUGAUGCCACCCCACGAUUCAAACACUUGAGUGAUCUGAAGAAAUGCUGGCUGGUUCCUCUCCCCAGCCACUCUUCCCCUCGCAUGCGGAGAUGUCCACCCCGAAGAGCCAGGAGCUUCGCAAGGCGCUUUCCCAGAAAUCAUCUCAUAGGCUCUAAUUUUCCCAAUAGCCCCGAGGAAUUUGGUUUUCCCAUUUUACAAAUAAGAAACAGGGGCUAAAGUAGCAAAGGAACUUUUCUGAAUCCCACAGCUCGUCCAGUUGCAAACCCUAGACUCAGAAUCCAUUCUCUCUGACUCCAAAGUCCAUCUUGUUAUUCCCUCACGUGCAUGCCUGGCCCUCCUGCCUCAAAGAAGCACAGACUCUUCGUGGGCUGAGCAAACGGAGGGCAGACCAGUCCAUCGGGCUUGAACGGAGCGUCCACUUGAGCUGACAGUGGGUACCCAGCCACUUCAGGAGCUCCCAUCGGGCCUCCAUUAGCGCAGCCAACGGAGCUGUCUAAGCUCGGCUCCAUUCAGCCCAGCACUGUGGCCCCAACAGCAGGAAGAGGAAGGAUAUCUAACCAGGGCAAAGCCAUGUCUUAGACCCCAAGCUUUCUUGCCUCCCCUAAGUGUAUUCUGCUUAAAGAGGCUUUUUGUUUUGUUUUAUUUUUUUAAUGUUUGAAAAGCUGCGAUCAUAAAACCCACUUCUUUUACCCACAGUGGAAUCUUCCUGGGUUAUCCCCCGUCUGUGUUCAUCAAAUAAGUGAAGGGUCGGAAGAGGAGGAAAAAGGGGAAGUGGAGUAGUCAGGAGAGAGAGAAAAGGAAUUUAGUGCCAUGUUCAUAACUAAUGGAGAUAAGCUCAAUAAUCGUCAUUUCAGAGCUCCUAUGUGCAAGUUGAGGUGCUACUAAACAUUAAAAUGUGGCCCCUGCCCCCGGAGCCUGCAGUCAGGCUCAUGUGGCGGGGAUCUUACAACGUGGUUAUGUAUUUCAUUUCUGACAACAUGCCUUUCUAAACCGAGCAGGGGCUGCCUUAUUUGGCCACCUGACUCAAUAAAAUAGAUUAAGUGCUUAAAGAAAAAAGAUUUUGCAAAUAAAAAGAUUUCAAUCAAA